Messenger RNA from Cololabis saira (Pacific saury), 846 nucleotides. It is a transcript of the gene pvalb5, whose product is annotated as parvalbumin 5. Bases 338 to 664 code for a protein of 108 amino acids. Gene Ontology annotation, cellular component: cytoplasm; nucleus. The transcript has 6 exons. Lineage: Eukaryota; Metazoa; Chordata; Actinopteri; Beloniformes; Belonidae. The record is from RefSeq and is a predicted model, not a curated record. Gene Ontology annotation, molecular function: calcium ion binding.
UUGCACUCUGGAUCACGAAUCUGGAAGAGAGUGUCAGUGGCUUAGGCACAAAGCAAGGGAAACAGAGAUCUGCACAUCAUCUACUCAGAGAGUGCAACCCUCCUCCAAAGCACGUUCCAGCAACUUUCUCUGAUCAACUUUCAUUUAUGAAGCAGUGCUUCUAUUAUCAGGUAAUUCAUACCUGAUAAUAAGAUAAACACAACUAAACAUCAACAUGGUACAGUCCUGCUUAUAAAAGAAACUGUUCAACUGAAAGCAGAAAACACCUGCACCAGUUUCAGCUACUGUCACUUCAUGUGAGUGUAUUUGUGUAUAACUCAAGCAGCCACAGAGAAUCAUGGCAUUUGCUGGGAUGUUGAGGCACGAGGACAUCAACACUGCAGUUCAGGCUUGUCAAGAUCCGGGCACAUUCAAUUACAAGUCAUUCUUUGCACAAGUGGGACUGGCCGGUUUAUCUGAAGCUGAUCGGAAAAAAGUGUUUUCAGUUCUGGAUCAAGACAAGAGUGGAUACAUUGAGGAAGAGGAGCUCAAACUGUUUCUUCAGAACUUCUCUCCAGGGGCCAGAGAGCUUACUGUGGCUGAGACCAAGAGUUUGAUGGCUGCAGGAGAUAAAGAUAGUGAUGGCAAAAUCGGGACGGAAGAGUUUUGCGAUCUCCUGAAAUAAAACAGAGGCCACCACUGCAUUCCUGUUGUCUAAUAAAGGAAUUUAUUAUGUUACCAAAAAAGAAAGAGAACAAAAACUUAAAGACAAUGUACCCGACUGAUACUUUCCAUGUUGAUGUGAUAUUCUAAUUAAUAACAUGUUUAUUGGACAGAAGACAAAAGUGGAUGUAUAUGUAUUAGUGG